UCGAAACUGAAACGUCAAAACAAAAACACAAAAUGGCUGAUUAUAAGAAAAUAUGUUUUAAAAAUUAGUUAUUUUAUUUUAGAAAGAGUUGUAGUACAAAUUGUUAACAAUGAUUUGUGAUAAUAAAUUUAACCCCAUUUAGGUUUACUUUCGUUUUGAUCAAAAUAGGUUAAUUAAGAAAUGACUAAAUUUGUCGAUUAUUUUGUUAUUUGUGGUCUUGAUUAUAAUUCAGGUUUGGAACCAGAUAAAUAUUCAGAAGAUAAUCUGCAUGUUUCCCCAUUAGAGAGGUCAUAUAAAGGUAAAGUUUUGGCGCACUAUCCUGAAAAUGUUCAAACAAAUCCUUUUGAUGCAUCUGCUGUCUGUAUGUUAUCUUUACCUAGUGGAUUGAAAUUUCGGACCCAGAAACAUUCAGUAACUCUUGCCCCAAGUUUUCAUUCAUUCCUUAUAACUCGAGAAGAUGGAAAAAGGUGUUAUGGUUUUAGUCUUAUCUUUUAUGAAGAAGUACGGAAUAGAGAUAUAUGCACAGCAAUGCAAACAUUACAAGCUAUGUAUAUUACUGAAUUAUCUAGUGGUUUAAAAGCCAGGGUAUUACAAAAUGCACAAAAUCAGGGCCCCCAAUCUAGGUCUUUACCAAGGCAUUUCAAACUAACUCAUAAUCCUAACGGAGCAGCUUUAACAUAUUACGAUAUCUCUAAAGACAAGCUAUUUGUUUCUAAAAGUAUUGGUAUUAUCUCUCAACUGGCUCAUGUCCAAGCUGCAAAAAUAUUUUUGGAAAAUUUGUAUAGAUGUAUUCCAAGAAGAGCCAAUUCAACAAGUGGUCUUAGUUUAGAAAGUUAUGUGUUUAACAUUUUGUAUGAAGUUGAAUUACCUGGACCUGGGAAGAGUCUACUGGUGUAUUUACCACCAUCAGACCCACAGUUGCCUCCCUCAAGUGCCAUACUACAAAAUCCUUGCCAACCAGAUGAGUUACCACAUUUAGAUUUUCCUCUAAGGCUUAUGUUUCUGUGGUUAGGAGUCGAUAUUGUAGUACAGCUCUUUACUUGCCUCUUGCUGGAAAAUCAAGUCUUGUUAAGAAGUGCAGAUUGUCAAAGGUUGAUGGUUGUAGCAGAAGGUAUUACAUCAUUACUGUUUCCAUUUACUUGGCCUCAUGUGUAUGUCCCAAUCUUACCUGCGUCGCUACAUCAUUUUCUGGAUGCACCUGUUCCAUUCCUAAUGGGACUGUAUGCGUCAUCUGAAAAUAUUAAAGUGGCUUCGGAAGCGAGUCUUUGUUACGUUGAUAUAGAUAAAUGUAAAGUUCAGUUACCUGAAGAGAUGGGAACAUUUCCCCAUCGGGAAGCGUUUACAGCAGAAAUUUGGUCUAUACUCGAUAAAUACGGCGUGCAUGUACCCAGUUCAGAAAACAACAGAAAUACCCAGGAUAUUAUGUCAAGAAGUUGCACUUUACCAGGCCGCCCGCAAAAUCGAAGGAAGCUCUCCGUUCAUGAUACAUUGGACAAUGACAGGCCUCCUUCUCCUCCUGGCUCUGCAAGAUCGGAGGCUUUACAAAGAAUAGCAGACAUAGUGCGUAGGACAGGAGUCGCUUUGGACCAGAACGAUACCUCACAACCUUCCGACUCUUAUAUAGAGGAUCUCAGAUUUAAUAAUUCCAUUAGGGAGAUAUUUUUUAAUAGAUUCAUACACAUUUUUCAAUCAUACGAGAACUUUGUCAUAUUUCCUAAUCAGGGCAAAGAAGACUGGUUUAACAAUAGAGACUCAAUGCAAAAUUUUGAUAAAGCUUCCUUCCUCUCUGAUCAACCUGAACAAGACAGAUUAUUUUUGUGGAGAUUUUUGGAAUCGCAGAUGUUUGCGACACUCAUAGACAAUAAAAUACUGUCUAUGUGGGGGGAGGUAGACAACAACCUUCUCAUUUUCGAUAAUCGAAUAAAGCAUCUCAAACAGAGAUACGGCGGUGAAAAUCUCAUGAGAUCUUUGUGUUACGAACCGUGCAUUAGUGCUCACGAUAGUCAAAAAUUCAUUGACAGACGAUUAAGUAACCCCGAUUAUGAAUCUUCAUUGCCAAGGGAAAUUAUGAAUAGUAAAACGAUCGGUUUGAGACAGUUUCCUUUAUUGGAUAAGGAGGUACUGAACAAAACUCCCGUCGUUAAUAAAGGUAGCAUACCUAGGGCGAGCACUUUAAAAAAAGGAUUGACAUUUUCCAAACCUCCAACUGGCUCGAAUGAUAAAUCUCUGAAAAGUGCAAAUAACCAAGAUAUGUCACCAGCCCUGAUAGCACAAGCAAAUUGGACGUUUGUUGAAAAGCUUUUAAAAGACUGCAAAGUUCGAACAAAACGCAUGUUGCUUGCAAAACUCGGAGCAGAAGGCGUCACAUUAUCCAGCAAUAAUGCUUUAGAUAGUUGUGGAGCAGUUGAAGAAAGUACUUUAGUGGCAUCUCUGUGUGAUUUUCUCGAGAGAGUCUGGUCUCAUGGUCUCCAGAAGAAGCGAGGCAAAUCUGCACUUUGGUCACAUCUGCUCGCCUAUCAAGAAAAAUAUCAACAUUUGAGUAAAAAUGAUAUUAAUUAUUUGAAACCUGUUUCAGAUGUAACUCGUCUAGCAUUGAAUUUAGAAAAUUGGACAGGUCAAGUUACAGACAAAUUAAAAACGGAACUUUCUGAGCUACCGUCGUCGCUACUAUUUGAUAUGGCCAAUGUUCAAGCUAUGCCCGAUGUUAAAACUGGAAUAGGGAUGGCCAGGGCGUGGGUGCGCUUGGCUUUGGAGAAAAAACAAUUAUCUAAACAUUUCCGCACUCUUCUGGCUGAUCAAGGCCUGUUGCGUGCACAAUACAAACGUUCAGCGUUCUUGCGAUGUGAGGAAGAACGUGAACAAUUUUUAUACCACUUGCUCUCUUUAAACGCUGUAGAUUAUUUUUGCUUCACAAGUACAUACCCAACAACUGUGAUACCUUACCGAAUUGUGAUAGUACCUAAUAGAAAGGGAACAACAUCCUCUGCUAAUGUUUGGAUUGUGUUGUCAGGAACUCUGUUAGAAACAAACCGCAUUAAUGUACCUAAACUUACCUUAAAUUUUGAAUGCAAGAACCAAAACUUAGGAGUUUUAACAACCUUGAGAAUUGGACAUGAUAAUUCUGGGUUAUACGCAAAAUGGAUGAUCGAUUACAUUAUUAUCCGGAACGAAAUAACAGGACAUACUUAUAAAUUUUCUUGUGGCCGUUGGUUAGGAAGAGGAGUCGACGACGGAUCCACGGAGAGACUUUUAGUAGGUACGUUGAUAUCGAAAAAGGAAGAAAUGGAAGAAUCUGUUAGAUCUUGUAAUAGUCUUGGUCGGUCUACACCAAGAACUCGCUCACCGGCACCCCCUCCAAGGAUUGAACUGAAACCUUCUCAAAUUCAACAUAUGCUAGGAGAUUGCGUCAAUAAAAUAGUAAAGUGGCACUACAGAAGAAGUUCAGAAAGGCAUACGACCCUAACUGCACUGCUUUGCAGUGAGAAUGGUCUGGUUUUUUGUCUGGAAAAUGUGUUUUUGCUAGGCUUUAAGUCGGCUCGUCUUUUUAUGGGAAAACAUUACCUAUGGGACUAUUUUGUUCGUGUUAAAGAACACUUCGAAUCUGAAUUGAUGGAAGAAGUCUCGGGCAAUAGAACAGCAAGUCUAGAACGAAACCAUCAAGAAACUGUAGCCGUAUGGAGGUGUUACUGCCACCUCAUAGACGAAAUGAUGCAUACAAGUAAAACUCUUGGGAAAGAUGGAAAAUUUCAAUUAUUUAUAUGUCUUAGUGUUAGAGAACAUUUACUGCAUAGAAUGUUAGUUCCGAUGGCAGCAUGUAAGGUGACUUUAGAGAUGUACGAAGAGAAUUCCUUUUUGAGAAACCGUGGUCUUUUGACUUUCCUACGUCAAAUAUUACUCCCACUAGAUGAAUUAGAUGUUGUCUUAGAAAAGUCUGUGUCACAUGGGAUAUCUUCUCCUUCUACUCAUGUGUAGUUAACUGUAAACCGUUUCUAGUCUUAGCCUGAUUUUAUUACCAAUGAUAUUUUUCGAGUGAUAUUUUCUGCUUUAUUCUGUCAAAUUUAUUAUGGAUUCAACUGAUCGUAAUUGUAACUGUAUAUAAUUGUUUUACAAAUAUAAUUUUGCAGGAGCAAAGAUAUAUGAUUGUGUUAGGAAGAAUAUUUUUUAUGGCCUUUAGCUCGUAAUUUCAAAUAUGUAUUUACUGAUAGAUCCUGAAAAGUUAAAAAUAUA
This is a messenger RNA of Anoplophora glabripennis (Asian longhorned beetle), 4227 nucleotides long. RefSeq names its product DENN domain-containing protein 5B (gene pns). Gene Ontology annotation, molecular function: small GTPase binding; guanyl-nucleotide exchange factor activity. The record is from RefSeq and is a predicted model, not a curated record. The transcript has 19 exons. Bases 181 to 3972 code for a protein of 1263 amino acids. NCBI's taxonomy places the organism in Eukaryota, Metazoa, Arthropoda, Insecta, Coleoptera, Cerambycidae.